This is a messenger RNA of Fusarium redolens, 768 nucleotides long. Its product is annotated as Aldehyde/histidinol dehydrogenase. The transcript has 7 exons. The coding region runs from base 1 to 768 and encodes 255 amino acids. The record is from RefSeq and is a predicted model, not a curated record. Gene Ontology annotation, molecular function: aldehyde dehydrogenase (NAD+) activity. Lineage: Eukaryota; Fungi; Ascomycota; Sordariomycetes; Hypocreales; Nectriaceae.
AUGCCCUUGUCUUCGGAUUUCAGCAAGUUUUCACAUCCCUUACAGCCAUAUAUUAACGGCGAAUUUAUCGACAGCGUCGGCGCGGAAAAGCAUACGCUCAUAUCUGCAGUCAACGACCAGGUCAUUACCAAAGUUAGUAAAGAGGCACAUAUAGGCCUUCAUAAGGCUGCUGCGAUUACCAUACGCAAGCCUUAUAGCAUUACCGCUGGCAUCUGUGCAUAUAACGCGCCACUCGGCAUCUACGCUAUAAAGGCCGGGCCGGCCCUCCCCGUAGGCAACGUCAUCAUCAUCAAAGCGAGCGAGACAAAUCCCCUCAGCACGCUACUUGCCGUUUCCCUUGCGUCUCAGGCCGGGAUUCCCAAUGGUAUUAUUCGGUGCAUCACCGGUGGCUUAAAACCAGGCAAAGCGCUGGUGGCGGUGGCAAAGAGAAAUCUGAAGUCGAUAACACUCAAGCUUAGCAGCAAGUCGCCAGUCGUGGUCUUCCCUGAUGCAGAUCUAGACAAGGCGGCACAAAACAUUGCUGGCCAGCUCUUCAUCCUCAACGCUAAAGUCUGUUCUACUGGAAGUCGCAUUUACACCCACGAAUCCAUCGUCGACGAAUUAGUCGCCAAGAUGAAGGGGCUCGCGUGGUCAAUGAGGAAGUUGUUAGACCAAUACUUAUUAUUAGUUGGAAACAGAGCGGGCAGGGAGUCGAGUGCGGGACAGAGGCGUUGGAUGAUUGGACCCAAGUCAAGACAGUAUCAAUUGGGGUAUACCACCGCCGCCUAA